AUGUUUACCGGAUUAAUCGAAACAAUAGGUACCAUCGAGAAUUACGAUGACUCAAAAGAUGGAGUAGUCAUAACAAUUACUGAUUGCUCACCUAUACUAGAAGAUGUUCAUUUAGGCGACUCUAUUUCAACAAAUGGUGUUUGUUUAACAGUUAUAGAAUUUGAUGAACAAAGAACAAAAUUUAAAGUUGGAGUUGCACCAGAAACUUUACGUAAAACUAAUUUGGGAAAUUUAACAACCACAUCAAAUGUCAACUUAGAAAGAGCAGUCACUAGUGAUGUUAGAUUAGGUGGUCAUGUUGUUCAAGGACAUGUUGAUACAAUUGCAACAAUAGUUGAUAAAAAACCAGAUGGAGAAGCUAUAUCCUAUACUUUUGAAUUAAGAGAUAAAGAAUUUAUAAAUUAUAUAGUUCACAAAGGGUUCAUUGCAAUCGAUGGAACUUCAUUAACUAUAACAUCAGUAGACGAUUCAAAAGCUCAAUUUUCAAUAAUGUUAAUAAGUUAUAGUCAAUCAAAAGUUAUAUUAGCACAAAAGAAAAUUGGUGAUACAGUUAAUAUAGAAGUUGAUUUGACAGGUAAAUUAAUUGAAAAACAAAUUGAAUCAAAUUUAAGACAACAAAUGAAUAACGAAGAAAGUCAAUUAAAUAAAUUGAUUAGUUCUAUUGUUGAAAGAAAGGUAAAAGAAUUAAUGAAAUAG
Messenger RNA from Lodderomyces jiufengensis, 696 nucleotides. RefSeq names its product riboflavin synthase (gene RIB5). The record is from RefSeq and is a predicted model, not a curated record. Gene Ontology annotation, biological process: riboflavin biosynthetic process. The transcript has a single exon. The coding region runs from base 1 to 696 and encodes 231 amino acids. Gene Ontology annotation, molecular function: riboflavin synthase activity. Lineage: Eukaryota; Fungi; Ascomycota; Pichiomycetes; Serinales; Debaryomycetaceae.